ACUUAAACGUGUCUCUUCCUGUUUCUGCAGCCCACAGGAUACAUGGAGGCCCCUCUGUCCUACAGCACCAUAGAAGACCUGCAGCUGCUGUCCUGGGACAAUGCUCCCAAAUACUGUGUCCAGCUCAGCUUCCCUGGAGGAACGGUUCUGCUGCAGGCUGCUAACAGCUAUCUGCGGGACCAGUGGUUUCACUCUAUACAGUGGAAGAAAAAGAUCUACAAGUACCGCAAGGUUCUGAAUAACCCGAGCCGCUGGGAUGUUGUUCUGAAGGAGAUUCGCUCUCUGGUGGACAUGGCCCUCACUUCGCCCCUCCAGGACGAGUCCAUCCAUCAGGCCCCGCUGCACAUCAUCUCCACCCUGCUGGCUGAGAACACUAACCUCAGCGCUCAGGACCACGAAAACAUCAUUGUGGCCAUCGCACCCCUGCUGGAGAAUAACCACCCUCCCCCUGACCUGUGCGAAUUCUUCUGCAAGCACUGUAGAGAGCGUCCUCGGUCAAUGGUGGUGAUUGAAGUGUUCACUCCUGUGGUUCAGAGAAUCCUCAAACACAACAUGGACUUCGGGAAAUGCCCCAGACUCCGUCUCUUUACUCAGGAGUAUAUUUUAGCUCUGAAUGAGCUUAACGCCGGCAUGGAAGUGGUCAAGAAGUUCAUUCACAGCAUGCACGGUCCCACCGGACAGUGCCCUCAUCCUCGGGUUCUCCCAAAUCUCGUAGCGGUUUGCCUGGCUGCCAUCUACUCCUGCUACGAAGAGUUCAUCAACAGUCGGGACAACUCUCCGAGCCUCAAGGAAAUCCGAAACGGUUGUCAGCAGCAAAGCGAUAGGAAGCCACCCAUGCCCAUGCGUCUGCUGAGGACCGAGCCGCCGACACCACCGCCGAACACCACCCUUUCCCCACCGCCUGCCCUGCCACUCUCACCUCCACCUUCCAUCGUGAACUCUAGCGAGAUCCUGGUGGAGCUCGAGCGCAACAACAACACUGCAAACACGCUGCGAAAGGCCCCUGCAGAGGGCGACGGCGAGCCUAACCUGAUCGACUGUCUGCUGGUCAGUCCUGCUCUCAACGCCCUGUCCAUCCAGCUGCCCGCGCACGCCGACAGAGUGCUGGGCUGCUUCGCCCUCAUCCUCAAGAUGCUAUCCGACUAUGAUGACUGGAGACCAGCACUGGCCAGCCUGCUUCAACCCAUCCCCUUCCCCAAAGAGGCCCUCGCACAUGCCAAAUUCACAAAAGAGCUGAAAUAUGUCAUUCAGAGGUUUGCUGAAGAUCCCAGACAAGAGGUCCACUCCUGUUUGCUCAGCGUGCGCUCUGGAAAAGAUGGCUGGUUCCAGCUCUACAGUCCUGGAGGCGUAGCUUGCGACGAUGAUGGAGAGUUGUUUGCUAGCAUGGUCCACAUCCUCAUGGGUUCCUGCUACAAGACGAAGAAAUUUCUGCUGUCGCUGGCUGAAAAUAAACUGGGACCCUGCAUGCUCUUGGCCCUGCGGGGGAACCAGACCAUGGUGGAGAUCUUGUGUUUGAUGCUGGAGUAUAACAUCAUCGAGAACAAGGACACCCAGCUUCAGAUCAUCUCCACCCUAGAGAGUACCCAGGUCGGCUUGCGCAUGUACGAGCAGCUGUGCGACAGACAGAGGGAGCUUAAAGAGCUGCAAAGAAAAGGAGGCCCUACUCGACUCACUCUGCCCUCAAAAUCUACGGAUGCUGACUUGGCCCGUCUGCUGAGCUCUGGUUCUUUUGGUAACCUGGAGAACCUCAGUUUGGCCUUCACCAACGUCACUAGUGCCUGCGCCGAACAGCUCAUCAAACUGCCAUCUCUUAAACAGCUCAACCUGUGGUCCACUCAGUUUGGAGACGCGGGUCUUCGUUUGCUAUCCGAGCAUCUGGCCUGUCUGCAGGUUUUGAACUUGUGUGAGACUCCUGUGACAGACGCAGGCCUGCUUUCCCUCAGCUCAAUGAAAAGUCUGUGCAGUCUGAAUAUGAACAGCACUAAACUCACCGCAGACACCUAUGAGGACCUGAAGGCCAAACUACCCAAUCUAAAGGAAGUGGAUGUUCGCUACACAGAGGCGUGGUGAACGCAACGCAUCAAGGAGAUUUUAAGUCGCUUAUACAUCAUCCGAAUACGACAUAAUCAAGAAAAGGACGACUGUAUUUAUUCAAACAAGGACCUUGUGAUAUCAUAAAUGCUCAAAAAUCAUCUAGUGUCUCAUCAGAAAACAAGGACGCUCUUUAAAGCGGCAUAUCUGAAUGCCAGAACACGUUUCAUGACAUCAUCAAACAGCACAGAAACCUUUCUAAUGACAUCAUCAGGGGACUUUCUCUCAAACUCCCUCAGAGGAGCAACGGCCCUCGUUUUAACCUGUACCUUUUUUCGUCCCCUAAAAAGACAAGUUGAUUCGUCCCUUUUCUCCUUGAACCACCUGGAGCCAUUUCCCCUGUGGCACCAGCAUCUGGUGAAGGCCUGAAUAUUCAGAGCCACAUUCCAGUACACUUUUGAUAUCACCUUCUGUGUGGAAAGCCAUUUCCACGUCAUGUUAUUAUUUUUCGUUCUUGUUACAUGUGUGCUUGGUCCUCUCGGUUCAGAGUUCGUCAUUUAGUGCAUUCUCUCAAGAGAGAGAGGCUUCUGGUGUAAAACAUGAGAAGUGUUGACUUCUCGACAUGUCAUCUCUAUAUCUCUAUCGCUCUGAAAAUCAUUUUUAUCGACUUGAAUAAGCAUAUUUUUCCAUACACUGCUUUCAUAAAUGUGUGUGUUUGUAUAGAAAAUCGACCCCAUUUUUAAUGCGGACUUUUCAGGGGCUUUGCUCAGAAAACAAAUCUAUUUUGUUCGUCAUUUCCUUUCUCCUCUUCUUUAUUUUUUAGCCACAUUGUACAGCUUAAUUUUAAUUUCACACCCAUAUUUAAGAGAACAUCGUCCAGGAAGUAGACUGGGACUACUUCCCCUUUUUUCUGGUCCUUUUAAGAACUUUUGUCAAGCAUACUGAACCAAGAUGGUGCCUAAAACAUUGUUUUUCUGUAAAGAUAGCAUCACCUAGCAACUCAAGUCCGCUAAAGUUGUACAUAGAAACAUGGACUUUUAAAACAGGCUUUAUUAUUCUCUGUAAACUUCGCCUCUAGUGGUCGAUAGGAGUCCACCACGAGCGUCCUGCCACAACGGUCGACAAUGUUCGCAUAUUUAUAUCAAAUCGAGCCAAGAUUUGUGCUAUGUUAUGCAGUUCAACCUUUUUAUAUUUCGUUUUUCUCGCUUUUGUGAUCGGCGUAUAGUUUAUGACCACUGUAAUAAGUUACAGUCAAUCGCUCGACUAAUGAGGUGGAAGAAAAACAAUUGGAAGUAAACAAUCGAUUGCCGUCGUAACUUAAAUCGAGAAGUUUUCUUAUGUUUACAAAGGCGCGUCUGUCUCAACUCCCACUUUGAAAUAUAUCUAGACAGAGUCGCCGCCCCUUCUUGAAAGUAGCAGUUUUCAUAGGUCCAGCUUGUGUGUGUGCGCGCGUGUGUGUUCGGUUUCAUACAGAUAUAGAUGCCGUCCGGAGAUGGGGGUGGUGGGGCGAUUCGUACUGGGUGCCAUAAGGGCGCCAGUUUGUGUUCUGCCAUCUUGCGUAGUUGCAUACUGUAUAAUGUACAUAUGAGUGUAUAUAUAAUUUCCCGAGUUCUCUUUCUCUCAAGAUUUUGGGAGACUCAUUGUUGCCUUCAUUUUAAUUUUUGAGAUUCAUGCAUACGGUCACCUAUAUAUAUUUUUUGGUUCCCUUUUCCCGCUCCCAGACCAAGUGCACUGUUAUUGUAUUUGAAUUCUUCUUUUUUUCUGUCGUUUUAUCCACUUUUGUUGGUUGUUUGUUUGUUAAUUCUCUUUUUGCAUGUUGCAAUUUGAUCAUACAGAUUUUAAUAUAAGGGUAAAAUCACUAGCCCCCCUUCAGCCACUUACCACAUGGAUCAAUAUGUGUUUGUUAAAGUGAAAGAUGGACAGAGUUGGUGUGCGUGAAGUAAACGGAUGGAUUCAAUUUGAGAAUGUGUGCGUUAUUUAGGUGCGUUUGUGAGUGGACUUGAACCUGUGCCAUCUUGUACACUGGUGAAACUCAAGCCGUGGUAAUGUGACUGACAUUUCGUAAUGGUCUUCGUUUUUAACAGCGGACCAUUUUUCGGGAAGGAUUUAGGGGGCUGGGUUUCCCCCAGCCUUCAUUUUGUUAAAAAAAAAAAAAAACCAAAGCCAUCUCUUUGGAUGAUGGCUGAUCUAUUGGAUACUUCAGUCAGCUGAUUAUUAAUUUGUAAUAUCCUGUGGAGCUCACUGUGCUAUCUGUGUUUUCAGUGUCUCAUUAUCAACAACAUAUUAUGACGUUUCAUUAUUUUCAUCAUCUUCUUUUUCUUUAAAGCGCGCUUUUUGCUAUGUUGAAUUGAGACUGAGUCUUAAUGAGAUGCGAGUGGGGUCCCCGUGGCCCAGUGGUGUACAUACAGAACGAACUACAUUUCCCAUGACUCCUGGAGUUUCUGCAGAUAAAACUGCUGCCCUUGUUUCUUCUGUGUUUUUCUGCUUCUAUCUUCAGCUGGGUUGCUGCUGCUGCUGCUCUGUGGCUGUUGUAAUGAGAACACACAACCUUCAACAGGAAAAUAAGCCUAAUAUGUGAACCAGUUUCAAUCAAAAUAAACUGUCUGUGAAUAUGUUUCAAAUA
This is a messenger RNA of Danio rerio (zebrafish), 4654 nucleotides long. The record is from RefSeq and is a predicted model, not a curated record. Lineage: Eukaryota; Metazoa; Chordata; Actinopteri; Cypriniformes; Danionidae.